AUGGAGCAUCUAAGAGAUCAACACGAGGAGCAGUUAUUUAAGGAUACACCUAAUCAUAUUUUACCGUUCAAAUUUGAAGGUCCCGGACGGGGAACUAGAAUGAUCAGAAUAGAAAGACCUUCAAAACUGAGUGUAGAACUGAAGUUCCUAUCAAAACGAUCCACUGCCGACGAUAGUACCGUAAAGGGUUACGUGUCAGAGACAGCGAAGAACAAGCUGAAUUUGACGCAUAUUUUGCUCAAUUCUAACGCCACCCCAAUACGGUGUAAAGAUAGUUUAGGAUACGGGUGCACAUUUUGUCUAAAAAAGUUCCCAGAACCCACCAAACUGAAGAAACAUUUCCUCGAAGAACACAACAACGACAAAUUAAUAAAAUGUAUGUCUGCGAAAAUGCUAGAGCAUGUCAUCAAGCUUGAUAUAACUUACUUAAAUUGCGCUCUUUGCGAUAAAGACAUUGCGAAACUCGACGAUUUUAUGUUUCAUUUGAAACAUGAACAUAAAAAAAAUAUGUACUUGGAUGCCAAAACUCAUAUCGUUCCGUUCAGAUUCGAUACACCAGAAUUGAAAUGUGCUAUAUGUCCCACUGAAUUUGGUACUUUUAAACUGUUACAAGAACAUAUGAACUCCCACUUUGGGAAUUACAUAUGUGAAAUAUGCGGCGCUGGUUUCGUAAUAGACAGGCUUAGGAUUUGCCACGUCAAGCGACAUGGUAGCGGCGAAUUUAAGUGCGAUCAGUGUGAUAAAACAUUUAAUAACCAAAUCAAAAGACGAGAGCACAAAAAAAGAAUACAUAUGGGUUUCAGUGCGAGGAACAAAUGUAAAUUUUGCUCAGAAAGAUUCGAUGAUUACUGGAAAAAAGUAAGACAUAUGGUCAAAGAACAUGGGGUACCACCAGUUGUUCUAAAGUGUACAGCCUGCGACCGUACUUUUAACAACCAGAGAUCGUUGUCACGCCAUACAAAGAAAGAUCAUCUUUUGGAGCGAAGACACAAAUGUGGCGAAUGUGACAUGAGAUUCUUUGAAGAUUUGCCUGCAUACAUUGUGGUCAAGCCUUUGUACAAAAAUGCAGUUGGCGAAGCCAUAUGCGUUCAAAACAUGGAGAGGAAGUGUAGUGUACCACGGCACACCGAAGUAACAGAUGAAGAUAUUAUCACAACGAAGGAAGCGUCUGUACUGAAAACAGACACAUAUCAUGAGCCUGAAAAAAAGUCGAAAAGUACAACUGAAACCUUGAAAAUUAUUUUAAAAUAUUCUAAUGCAAAUUUAAUACGGAAACAAGACAGCGAUGGAUACGGCUGCAUUUUCUGUCCUAAAAAAUUUGCAGAGCCCUAUAAACUAAAAGAACAUUCUAUUAAAGAGCAUUCUAAUGUUGAGAGUCUUCGAAUGCCGAGACCUUUCGAGUGCGUAAUCAAAGUGGAUAUCACAGACUUAGAGUGUAAACUUUGCAAAAAGAAGUUCACUAAACUAGAUGAUUUGGUAACGCAUCUAAAGGAGGUGCAUGAUAAGAACAUUAUGACUGAUAACACAGAUAUAAUACCAUUUAAAUUCGACGGAGAGGAGUUACGAUGUGCAAUAUGCGACGCAAGAUAUUCUACAUUUAAGAUACUGCAGGAACACAUGCAUAAUCAUUUCAGGAAUUACAUUUGUGAGAUUUGCUCCUCUGGUUUUAUAACUAAGCGUCUGCUAGUUCGCCACAAAAGUAGACAUGAGCAAGGAGAGUUCAAAUGCGGGCAUUGCGAGAAGACAUUUGUUCACGAUCAGAAAAGGCGGGACCACGAGCAAAGGAUACAUCUUGGUUUGAAAAAGAGGAACAGAUGCAAAUUGUGUAACGAGAAAUUUGAUGACUACUGGACAAAAAUGCACCACAUGGUCGACAAACAUAAUGCUCCACCAAUAUCCUUAAAAUGCAAUGCAUGCGAGCGCACGUUUACUAACAGAAGGUCCUUAGCAAGACACGUCAAAAAGGAUCAUUUAAUGGAAAGAGAUCACGUGUGUAGUAUUUGUCACAUGCAGUUCUUUUUAAAGCAUUAUUUAGAAGCACAUAUGAGGGUGCAUACUGGAGUGAAAAAUUUCAGAUGUCAUGUGUGUAUGAAGCACUAUGCAUCUAAAAAGUCGCUGCGUCAGCAUCUGCGGGCUCAUGCCAAUGAUCGGAAAUUUGCUUGCAAUUUUUGUGGAUUGGCGUUCGUGCAGCGAAAUCAGCGGUCAAGAAGCAAAGAACAACAUGAACCAAUCUAUUAUGAAGACGAAGAAGAGGAAGAGAAGAAACUGACUCUAAACAAGAAGAUGAACUUUUCUUCUUUCAUAUCAAUUCGCCCGGUGGGCAAGAUGGCAAUACCUUGGGUAAGAGAUCAACAGAAGAGAAUUGCCCAACAGAAACGCAUGUCGGAAUUAGAUUGGCAAUUCGACAACAUCCGAUCAAUUUUGAAAUGCUCAAAUGCGACUCCGGUACGCUGUCGAGUUGGCACUAGAUUUGCUUGCAGUUAUUGCCUGAAUCAGUUCCAGAACCCACAUGAGCUAAGGGUACACACAGAUCAAUGUCAUCAAAAUGAUAAGGCAGAGUUCUUUAACGCGCGGUCAUUAUCCAGACAUAUAGUUUAUCUUGAUAUUUCACAGCUAAAAUGUAAAAUUUGCGAUAAAGCUAUGGAAGGAUUGGAAGAAAUCAUGGAUCACUUGAAGACUGAACACAAUGAAUUAAUACAUAAGCAGAUCAAAAAUCAAAUCCUUCCUUUCAAAUAUGAGGACAGAAAAAUUAUGUGUGGUGUUUGCUCUCUUGAUAUUGGAGAGUAUUUAGAUAUUCAGGAUCAUAUGAGUCAACAUUAUAGAAACUACGUUUGUACUGAACCAGCAUCCGUACUGAUCGAGAUAGAAGUUGAUACGUCAUAUAUGAUCGGCAGUACGAUUGAUUAUGUUGAUGAAACUCCAGCAGACGAUAACGAGGCACAAGUUGUUAAAAACGAAGUCGAAAAGCAUAGAGAGAAUAUUAGAACCAUACUACUUUCCACUAACGCGACUCCAAUCGGACGAUACGGCAGUCUCGGCUACACUUGCUGUUACUGUACAGAGCAGUACACUGACCCCAAGGAACUGAAAAAGCAUACAAUAGAUAGCCACGAUGAAGUAAAUAUUUCUCAAUUCAUGAACAAUCAUACGAUGUUAAAUUAUAUUGUCAAAUUAGACAUUACGGCAUUAAGAUGUGAAAUGUGUGUGAAGCCCUUUAGUGAAUUGUCACAUAUCAUUGACCAUCUGACGAUAAAGCACAAGAAAUACUUUCACACAGACAUUAGCAGUCACAUCGUACCAUUUAGGUUUGAUUCGGAAACGCUUUAUUGUGUCGAAUGCUCCACCGAAUACAGGAACUUUAAAAUUCUAUUAGAACACAUGAAUUCACACUAUAGCAAUCAUAUCUGCGAAGUUUGUAAAGCGGGCUUCGUUACUAGAAGAAUGCUUCAAGCUCACAUGUACAGACACAAAAUUGGUGUUUUCCAAUGUGGAUAUUGUCCAAAAAUUUUCGACACACGAAUCAAAAUGAAAGUGCAUGAAAGAGUAGUGCAUAUGUACGUGAAAAAGAGGCCCAAAUGUGGUGCUUGCGAAAAGAAAUUUGUUGAUUUCAACGACAUGGUACAACAUGAAGAGCACGUGCAUGGAUUGAAAAGGGAAUUCAAAUGUGAAAUGUGUAACAGAAUGUUCAAUUGUCAGAAGUCGUUCACUAUACAUAAUAGAUAUCAUUGUGUUUCUGAUGUUGCUUAA
Molecule: messenger RNA, 3747 nt
Organism: Arctia plantaginis
Lineage: Eukaryota; Metazoa; Arthropoda; Insecta; Lepidoptera; Erebidae
Source: the annotation of a GenBank genome assembly